UUCGCUACUAAGCUAUUCUCUUCUUCUUCUUCCCCUUACCCAACUCUCUUCCAUUUGUUUUCUUUAUCUCCUUCCUCUUCCUUCCUUCUUUUCCUUGCGUCCCUCUCAAAUCUUGGCAUAUUCCCUCUUUUAUCUCCAAACCUUCCCCAUUUGUAUUCAUCUUCCCUAGGAAAAGAGGGGGAAAAGGGUUUGCUCAACGAGGAAUCUUUAGACUCCCGCCCUGUAUAUAUAUUAGCACGGAAAGGAUUCUGUAUUCUUGCCCCAAUCAAACCCAACAAAUUGGAAUGAGUUCCUUCCCAGUUCCCCUUCUCUUCUUCUUCUUCUCCUCCUUGUUCGUCUCCUCCGUUCUCUCGGACCAGGCGGCGUUCAGCUCCCACCUUCUCCCCAGGCCUCUGAUCCUCGAGUACCCAGAAAAUUCCGUCGAAACCCUGCAAACCCAGUUGAGCCAAUUCGACGCCGACGAGCUCACUCUGCAGUGUACUAGCUGGAGGGUCGCCGGAGAGGCCAACAAUUUGAAUCCUUGGAAGACGAUCCCCGACGAGUGCCUCGAGUACGUUCGAGGCUACGUCAACGGCAAGGGAUACCUCGUCGAUCUCCAGAGGGUCGCUGAUGAGGCCGUCGCGUAUGCCAAGGGUUUGCAGCUCCAGGGAGAUGGGAAAGAUGUUUGGGUGUUUGACAUUGACGAGACUUUGCUCUCCAAUCUUCCCUAUUAUAAGGACCAUGGUUAUGGAGCGGAGGUGUUUAAUCCGGUAGAUUUCGAUAUGUGGGUUGAUAAGGCUACAGCACCUGCACUAGAAGCCAGUCUGAAACUGUAUCAGCAGCUUCUGGAUAUGGGCUUCAAGAUCAUUCUUCUGACCGGGCGCAGUGAGGCGCAAAGGGCUGUUACAGACCAAAACCUGAGGAGUGCAGGGUUCCAGAGUUGGGACAGACUCAUCUUGAGAGCCACUGAAGACCAUGGGAAGCUGGCAGCAACCUACAAAUCAGAGAAGAGAGAUGAGAUGUUGGAAGCUGGGUAUAGGAUCCUUGGAAACUCAGGAGACCAGUGGAGCGAUUUGUUAGGCUGGCCAAUGUCGACCCGUUCAUUCAAACUUCCAAACCCAAUGUACUAUAUCUCCUAACUCUUAAACCCACAACCUCCGCUUUCCUUGUACGAUAAUGUUGCAGACUCGCGCAUUCAAAUGUAAAGCGCAUUCAAAUGUAAAGAGAUGCUUGUCAGAAGAGCUUUGUUUGAUUAUUUGUGGUAUGGAUUUGAGAGAACACAAGACAAGCCUGGACUGGUCGAUCUCAAACCAUAGUCUGCUUGAAUUCUCAGAUUGCACCAAUAAUAUUAUCUUGCUGAGUUUCAUGGAUGUAGUUCUAUAAUCAACUGUUGUCUCUGCUCAAUACCCUUAUGAUGGUGAUGGUACAGACAGACCAACUACUGACAUCCUUUUGUCCUGUGUUGAAAUUUUGCGUAUGAAAUGGGGUGUUGAAUGCCCACUUUGUUAUCUUACCUUCAUAUGCCAGUUAUGUGGGGAUGAGUCAUCCUCCA
Molecule: messenger RNA, 1531 nt
Organism: Linum tenue
Lineage: Eukaryota; Viridiplantae; Streptophyta; Magnoliopsida; Malpighiales; Linaceae
Source: the annotation of a GenBank genome assembly